AUGACUCUGGUCGCAAGGCAAUAUUACAAUACGUGCUACAAUUCUUUCGGUCAAGCCUAUCGAUGUCGCUCCGGCUGGUAUAGUUGGGGGAGAUGGGUCGCACUCGGCGUCAUCCUGUUCGCUGCUCUAUUCUUCUUCUUCCUAUUAUCAUGCUUCAGCGCUCGCCGCAGACGCCGUCAGGGAAGACAGCCCUACUACGGAACCGGCUGGGCUGGCCAAACACCUUGGGGCCACGGUCCGGCGCAAUACAAUCCAAACUAUCAAACACAGCAACAGCCACAAUAUAACCAAGGACCUCAAGCACCUCCGAACUACAAUCAAACUGCAGGUGGAUAUUACGGUGAAAACCAAGGUUAUUUCGGUGGGAGACAAACGGACGUUGAAAUGCAACCACCUUCGAAUACAUACCGCGGAGGAGACAACGUCUACCAGCCUCCUCCGGGACCUCCACCAAAUAAUAAGACCUAG
Exophiala oligosperma is the source of this 468-nucleotide messenger RNA. RefSeq lists its product as uncharacterized. The coding region runs from base 1 to 468 and encodes 155 amino acids. Gene Ontology annotation, biological process: vesicle-mediated transport. The record is from RefSeq and is a predicted model, not a curated record. NCBI's taxonomy places the organism in Eukaryota, Fungi, Ascomycota, Eurotiomycetes, Chaetothyriales, Herpotrichiellaceae. The transcript is spliced from 3 exons. Gene Ontology annotation, cellular component: intracellular membrane-bounded organelle.